This is a messenger RNA of Erythranthe guttata (spotted monkey flower), 1177 nucleotides long. The record is from RefSeq and is a predicted model, not a curated record. Lineage: Eukaryota; Viridiplantae; Streptophyta; Magnoliopsida; Lamiales; Phrymaceae.
AAAACAACGUUGAAAUCGACUUCUGAGCUCUACCGCUCAAAUAAUUCCCAAUAAUUUGAAUUUUUCGACUGAAAUUAAACCCGCUCUGUAUUUUGUUCAUCGUCGGAAACCUCAAAUUUCCCGACCGACCUGAAUGUAGCCAUGGCCGCUGCCGCCGGCUACGAAAACCCCGACGAGUGGGAACUAGUGAACGACGACGGUUUCGUCCACAAGCGCAGGAAGCGCCCCCGCACCGACACCGCCGCCGCCGCCACCUCGUCCGCCGCACCUCCGCCGCCGGAUCCGGCCGUGGAGAGGAAGCACCUUCGCGAACGGAGGAAGAGGACUCUCCUGAAGUUGAGAGACAAGUACUUAACAGAGAUCAGUCGGUGGGAACUUUUGUCGAACACCUUGAAGGAUAUGGAACAGAGCGCCCAGACACACUCACCGGAGCGCCGGCAGCUGCAUUCCACAGCGUCGUUUGGUGGAGCCUCCACCUCAGAAGAGCAUUCCGCGUCGGAUUCAACUCGCCGGAGCAUAGUUGACGAUCUCCUCUCUCAGGUUGAAGCACAAGAAGCUAUAAUCGAAAACGUAUCGAAUUUAUGCGACAUAGCUGAAAGAUUGUGCAUUUCACAAGAGGAAAGAUUGAGGCAGCAGCUAACCGACCUGCCUAUAUGGGAGCCUUCGCCGCACGAGCUCAUGGCUGUAUUAGGUGAACAACAAUAGUCUUUCGUUUUAGCAAUAUCGUUUAUGUAGUGAGUGCUCCGAUUUGAAAAGAAAAAAAGAAGUACAGUUGCUCAAAUUUGUAUCUCGUGUGUAUUCGAAAAAAAGAUUUGUUUCCUCAUCGGUUAUAUAAGUAGAGUUGAUGUUUUAGAUAUAGAAACUAGGGUUUGCCUUUGCUGUGACUGAUUCUAGUGUGAUAAAGAAUGUUCGAUAUUUUAGGUGUUUGAGAAUUGAAAUCUGUUUUUUUCUUGAUUUCGUGCUUCCACCGUUUAUGCCGUUGAGUCUUGAGGCUGAAGGGUUUUUUGAUGUUGCUUUCGAGUGGAGACAGACGAAAACAGUAUUCUAGUGUUGGCUUGAGUUCUUUGUAAGAGGGAAUUAACAGUGAUAAAUAAGGUAUGAUUGUUUUCUUGGUGUUGUAUUAUUGAUUUAUGCUCGUAUUAUGAAAUCGAUUUGUGAAGUAAUAUUGAACAAAGGA